Molecule: messenger RNA, 1834 nt
Organism: Trichogramma pretiosum
Lineage: Eukaryota; Metazoa; Arthropoda; Insecta; Hymenoptera; Trichogrammatidae
Gene: robl
Product: dynein light chain roadblock-type 2
Exons: 4
Coding region: 125-418 (97 amino acids)
Biological process (GO): microtubule-based movement
Cellular component (GO): cytoplasmic dynein complex; centrosome; cytoplasm
Molecular function (GO): dynein intermediate chain binding
Source: RefSeq, a predicted model, not a curated record
CGCAUUGAGACCAUUGAAGUUUUCAUGUAGAAUGAGUCAUAAGAAAUAACAAAUGACUACAGCUUUUAGCUAGCUUCAAAUAUAAACAUAAAAACAAAUAAAGUUGGAAUCAUUUGACAUCAAAAUGGCCCAAGAAGUAGAGGAAACUAUGAAAAGAAUACAAUCUCACAGAGGUGUAAUUGGAACAAUUGUCGUCAACUCUGAAGGUAUUCCAAUCAAAUCAACCAUGGAUAAUGCAACGACAAUUCAAUAUGCUGGAUUAAUAAGUCAAUUAUCAGAUAAAGCUAGAUCAAUUAUUAGAGAUUUAGAUCCGACGAAUGACUUGACAUUUUUAAGAUUACGAAGUAAAAAACAUGAAAUCAUGGUUGCUCCUGACAAAGAGUUUAUUUUAAUUGUUGUACAGAAUCCCAUAGAUUAAGUAGAUUUCCAGGUACAUUCCCAUAGUCGAAUUCUCCUGUGGAAAUUGUCAUUAAAAUGUACACGGAAGUAUACGUGAAAAUCUUCAAAUACACCGUCUUGAGAAAUAGUAGAUUACGCAACGGGGCCGUGCGCGAAAGUAGCACUUUCUGCGCGCAGUGAUGAAAACACUUUUCGCGCAUUAGAAAGUGUGUGAAAAACGCAUUUUUCGCUAUACUAUUACAUAAACUAAAGUUUUGCAGAAUAUAGGAUCAGAUAACUAGACGAAAGUGAGUUUUGGUUUUUUAAAUUGUUUCUUUUACAAUGUUUUAAAUAGUAUCUGACUAUUAUUGUUGAAAAUUUAAUAAAAAAUAUUUUCUUUUUAAUGCAUUAAAAGUAAAUAAGAGAGCUUUACCAAGCAAAAUAAAGUAAAAUCUUUUCCGAACUGUCCGAAAAUUAGUUAUUUUACCAUGGUUCCCAAUUGUUCAAGAACUUUUACUCUUAUCACUUUAUAGGUUGCAGGCUCUUUAGAAAAAUAGUCAUUUUUUUCUUACAUUUUUAACUUGUAAAUAUAUAAUGUAUUAUAUGUUACAUAAUAUAUACGUUGAAAUUCAAAGGAUCGGUAUGUAAGGACUAAAUUCUCUAACUUUUAUUUGAUGUACUCAGCUGUCUUUCAGAGACCUCUACGUAAUUUGAGUUGAUAGAAGGCACUCAGAAUUAUCUUUUCUAAAAUAUAAAAAAUUAAAAUGGACAACGUAAAUUAUAGCAUUUCAAAUGAAACUACCAUACAAAAUUAGCUUAAAAUGCUGGGGUAGAGUACACUGGGUUAACAUCGAUUCUGUCUGUUCCAACAGAGUGGUAGAACGUGUUUAAGCAUAGGAAAUUCCGGCGUUCCAUCGGACAGAAUCGAUGUUAACCUAGUGUACAUGUUUUUAUUGUAAAUGGCAGAACCGCCUAUUAUGGCGCAAUUAAGGGUUUUUUUAAUAACAGAAAAUUUACUUGAUGAUAUGGCAUUUUCUUUUCAUAAACAGACUUACAAAACAGUUGUAAUUACGCUGUGAUAAUUAUUGAGCAUAGCCUUUUUGCUUAGUUAAAUUAUAAUCUCAAAAAAGUGGCGUCGUCUGCCUUAAGGGUCUUUUAUUUUACAAAUUACUUAAUUAUCAAUAUACGAUUCGUCAAAAAUAAAGCAUCAUAUUAAAAAAGAGCCCAAAGACAUCAUCUUAAUCCAUAAUGUUAUUAAAAAAUAAAUAAAAACACAAUUUUUGGGGACAAUCCGUAGAUUUAUCCAGUCAAAUUUAUUAGAAAUGAACACGUUAAAAAUAUAUAAACAGUGAGACGUUUUGCAGAUAAUAUUAAUCGUAAUAAUAUUCUUAUAAUGUUAAUCUAUCCUCAGUAAAUUUUCAAUAUGCUCAAGUUUGGAACCCGUAAUAUUGUAAUA